AGAAAAAUCUUGAGGCUUGUCCAAACCUACUCAUGUUUAUAUUGGAGCCUGUGAGUGACAUCAGAGCAGGGAGAGUAUAAACACCAGCAGGACCUACUCUGGGCUUUAAAACCUGAACACGCCACUGCCUCCAAACUGCCUAGGGGGUGAUGUGCUGAAGUGGCACAGGGCAGAGCACCAUGAGGCUCCAGCUGGAGAAGCAGCUCGUCUUUCUCUCCCUGCUCUGCAUUCUCUCCAAGGUUUGUGCCCAGCUGUGCCGGAGACCAUGCUACUGCCCCUGGGUGCCACCCCACUGUCCCCGCGGGUCCCCAUUGGUCCUGGAUGGGUGUGGCUGCUGCAAAAUCUGUGCCCGACGCCUGGGAGAGUCCUGCGACUUCCUGCACGUGUGUGACCAGAGCCAGGGGCUCGUCUGUGACUACAGCUCAGCAUCUGCAGGGACAGGAGGCACCUGCAACUUUGAAGACGAUGAGGAGGGCUGCGAGGUGAACGGCCGAGUCUAUCGAGAUGGGGAGAUUUUCCAGCCCAGCUGCAAAAUUCAGUGCCACUGCUUGGACGGGGGCUUCAACUGCAUCCCGCUGUGCCAGGAGGAUGUUCGGCUGCCCACCCCGGACUGCCCCCACCCCCGGCGCGUGGAGAUCCUGGGGAAGUGCUGCCCCGAGUGGGUCUGUGCAGCCCAGGACCAGCACCUCCUCCGGGAUGCCAGAGCAGUCCCCGGGGCAGUGUCCCCGCUGCUGCGACACCCCUGCCAGGAGUGGGGCACGGAGUGGAGCGCCUGCUCCGCCACCUGCGGGCUGGGCUUUGCCACCCGCGUGUCCAACCAGAACCGCUACUGCCGGCUGGAGAGCCAGAGGCGGCUUUGCAUGCUCCGACUCUGCCCGGCCCUGCCGGCAGCGUUCCCCGCGAGGGGAAGAGGAGCUCGUUUGUAGCUGUGCCCACCCCGGAUUCACCCUGGAGCCAAUGCCUCAUCCUAGCAAAGAGUCUGGCACAAACCCAUGGCACUGUGGUUAUGGUGAAGAUGGAGGAUGUUUCCAUUGGGAAAACAGAGACGAAAUUAUCAACUUUGGCUGCAAAUGAGGCUGGGAACAAGAGAACAAGAUCCCAGUGUCACCAAUCAUCUGCCUCCUUUGUACACCCCAGCCCUCUGCCCCAGGCAGAGUUACUGGGCAGCAUUCCGAGUUCCUUAGGCUGAAUGAAACGGGGAAAUUCUGCUCCAAGCAUAAACACACCUGAGAAACCAGGAAUUGGUCCUUUCCUGGAUCAGUGGGGCUUCUGAAGGGGUCAUGCUGCUUCUCUGCCACAUCAUGCAGCUCUGCUUUGCAGGGACUUCAAGAGAGACCAUGUCCAGCACCUGGAAGCCAAAAUCCCUGGAAGGAAGCUUCAUACCCAGCCCACAGGGAGGGAGCUGGUCAUCAAGCUGCACCCCAUGAAUCACUGCCACACCAGGCUGAGCUGCUGGACCACGCAGGAGCUCAGCCAGUCCAUGGUACCCCCUGCAACCCAGCAGCCUCCUUCCCGGGCAUGGGCAGGCUGCUCCUGAUGGCAGCUCUAAUUCACCUUCCCCUCAUCCCUCCAGAAUAAACACGAGCCUUCCCGCUCUGCCUGGCCUCCUCCUCUCCAAAGCGCUGAUGGUUUGGCAGGGCUUCGGCCAGCGAAGAGCUCAGACAGCGAAGACUCCGCCCGGCGCACCAGACAUACCGCCCGCCAUCCAAGCACAAUUCCCCGCGAGCCGGGGACAGGGGAAAGCGGGAAAAAGGCAAAACAAAUCGCAAAGAUGAGUCGGUGCCGCCUCCCGACGGGCUGGAGCUGCUCCAGCCAUGCAGGAGAGCUGCUCUGGCUGUACUUUCCCGCAGUAAAAAGUCCUUCUUGGUGAUGGGAAGUGAAACCCAAAUGCCCUCUAACGGCCUCGCACAGAUGUGCAGAGGGAACGCGCGUUCCACCGCGGGAAGGGAGGCUGGAAGGAGCUGUGGCGUGUCCAGGUGAGAGAUGGACUUAGAUGCGUAUUUCUGGAACUAAAAAUAAAGAUGUGCUCAUCCAGGUGCGGAGCUUGUCUUUGCAGGGUGAGCCCAGUGCUACUGUUCAAGACCAGCUCGGUGGAUGCAGGAAAGUCCUGGUACAGGGUGGGGCAGCUUGAGGCACCUCAAUUCAGGCUGCUUAGACUGACCUAAGAGAAGGAAAAAGAAAAAAAAAAAAAGUGAAUUAAAACACUGAACAUAUUAUUAAAGUUUAUUAUAUCCUGGUUUAAACCCUUCACUCUUACCCAGCCAUAAGCUCUGCUGCUGGCACAGCCCUGGCCAUAGCAGUGCCCAGGUCUCCAGUGUUGGGAUGGGUAGGAAGCAAGGCAGGGCAUGGCACUACUGCACUGCUGCUGCACCUGCAGCCACAGGCACAGCCUCCUCUCAGCCUCCCAAAAAAUCAAUGCCCAAACUCCCCUCCAGCUCAUCCCUCCUACUGCCAGGCCCACACUUCCCCUAGUUCCCCCAGACUGGGAUUUCCCCAGCAUGAUGCAAACACCAUCACCAGCUGACUACUGGCCAGGGCAGAUCUGGAGGUGAAGGGGCAAAAGGCUGCAUGGCAGGGGAGCUACUCUCUCCAGCCCAAGGAAAAGCCUCCCCAGCAGCAGCAGAAAAGGCAGCAGGGCCAAGGCAACUCACCCACUCUCUCAAGCCUUGCAGGAACUGAAAAUAAAAUGAAAGUCAAGGAUGUGGUUCAGUCACCUCUUGGGGGGAAAAAUAAAAAGAGAAAGAAAAAAAGAAGCCUCACUGCUCUCGCAGUAAAACAUUGCCUACAAAGAGAAUUAUUUACUGCAAUCAUCUGGUGCUCAGCCUGAAUACAAAUCAUUAAUUCUGUUUGAUACAGGCACAUGGUGAAUCUCCCGCAGACAGCAAAUCACAGAACAAACAGCUUUGGUUGACUUUUCUAGUUCUCUGGGGGCCAUGCCAAACAAGUGGUGACCUAAAGCUCAUGGAGACUUCAAAACUACCAGG
Messenger RNA from Oenanthe melanoleuca, 2984 nucleotides. It is a transcript of the gene CCN5, whose product is annotated as cellular communication network factor 5. Bases 180 to 926 code for a protein of 248 amino acids. Gene Ontology annotation, molecular function: heparin binding; integrin binding. Gene Ontology annotation, biological process: signal transduction; cell adhesion. Gene Ontology annotation, cellular component: extracellular region; extracellular matrix. The transcript is spliced from 5 exons. The record is from RefSeq and is a predicted model, not a curated record. NCBI's taxonomy places the organism in Eukaryota, Metazoa, Chordata, Aves, Passeriformes, Muscicapidae.